AUGGCUCCAGGCGCUCUCAUCGACGAGUCUUCACACACUGCCCUCCCCCAAAUCAAAAGCAGUGAAGCUCCUCGUUCAAUCUUCCCCGAUGGAAUUCGUACCUCGGGCCAACACCCUCCUCUCUAUGAUGCCCUAAAACCCUACUCCGAGUUCCCCCAGGAGAUCACAGGCCCUACACUCUGGAAGAAGGAGGAUUAUGAGAACAAGCCAGAGCGAUGGACACAUCCAUUCACAGACGAAGAGAUUCAAGAACUCAGUGAUACCGCUGAUGCUUUCAUCGCCAGCGGCACACCCCUCACUGGUAUCUCACAGUCAAACUUCCCUCUACCCAAGCUAGGCAAGGUCCUCCAGACUCUACGGGAAGACCUCCUCAACGGAAAGGGCUUCAUCCUCUUCAAGCGUUUCCCCGCUGGUGAAUGGGGUCCUCUGAAGAACGCCGUAGCAUACAUGGGUCUCGGCACAUACAUCGGCUACUUCGUCUCGCAAAACGGCCUGGGCCAUGUGCUGGGCCACGUCAAAGACGUCGGCGACGACGCGACGCAGAUCGACCGCGUGCGCAUCUACCGCACCACAGCGCGCCAGUUCUUCCACGCCGACGACUCCGACAUCGUCGGUCUGCUGUGCGUGCACCGUGCCAAGGAGGGCGGCGAGAGCGACAUCGUCAGCAUCCACAACGUCUGGAACGACCUGCAGAAGAAUAACCCCGACGUCGCCGAGACGCUCACACAGCCUAUCUGGUACUUCGACCGUAAGGGCGAGACGUCAGAGGGUGAAGAGGAGUGGAUUCGCAACCCCAUCUUCUACAUCGAGAACGGUGGCGAGGGCCGUGUGUACUGCAAGUGGGAUCCUUACUUUGUCAAGUCCCUCACGCGGUUCUCUGACAAGGGUCUUGUUCCUGCUCUGAGCGAGAAGCAGACGCAUGCUCUGACUGUUCUGGAGGAAACAUGUCAGAAGCUGGCUCUGCAUAUGGUUCUUGAAGUUGGUGAUAUUCAAUUCGUCAGCAACACUCACCUCCUCCACGCCAGAACGGCAUACACAGAUCACCUUCCCCCUAUUCCCCGAAGACAUCUACUACGUCUAUGGCUCUCGACACCAGAGACUGAGGGUGGAUGGGCUCUUCCCUUCCACGACAGCAAGGAGAAGAAGCGAGGAGGUAUCCAAGUGAAUAACACAGCACCUCGAUGCCCUCUGGAUGCAGAGUAA
Fusarium sp. VM40 is the source of this 1203-nucleotide messenger RNA. Lineage: Eukaryota; Fungi; Ascomycota; Sordariomycetes; Hypocreales; Nectriaceae. The record is from the annotation of a GenBank genome assembly.